This is a messenger RNA of Macrobrachium nipponense, 1859 nucleotides long. RefSeq lists its product as uncharacterized. The coding region runs from base 1 to 1515 and encodes 504 amino acids. The transcript has 4 exons. Lineage: Eukaryota; Metazoa; Arthropoda; Malacostraca; Decapoda; Palaemonidae. The record is from RefSeq and is a predicted model, not a curated record.
AUGGCAGUGUUCUCCGAGGAAGGAGCUUUCAGAGGUAAAUUGGCCGUAGUGAGUCCGUUAAUGGUGAAACCAAAACCUCCGUGUUUACCGUCGUUCCUCGGGUCACCAGUUGCUGAUAAUUACAAAGACAUCAAAUGGCUAUGGCCAGCGAAUUGCAAUAUCGAGGACUUGCACAAAGGCGAAUUCCUCUGGCACGAGAGUCGGUCAUGUGUGGCAACACUGAACAGUGCCAGGCCCUUGGAGGAAGACGAUUUUCUAAGGACACUGAGAAUCCUUAUGAAGAAAUGCCCCCACUUGAGAACUUGUCUUCGAACUCGUGGUGACAAAUUGUGGUUUUGUCAGCCUCCGAACCUGAAGAUGAACUUUGAAGUCCUGAGGAGAGACACCAUGCCAAGGGAAGCACUUCUCAGUGCCCUUGAAAAUAUGUUACAAUUUCCUGACACUGCUCAGUGGUCGAUGCGCCUCGCCCCUCAGAGUGAAAGGGUAGAGUGUCUUAACCCUGAGGUAAAGGAGAGUCAUCCACACCAGUACCUACUUGUGUUCUCUGGACAUCAUGGUAUGAUGGAUGGAAUAGGAGCCAUGUUCAUUCUGAAUAGUCUUUUGGAUAUCCUAAACAACCACCUCGAAGGGAGACCCACUAACGACGACGAAUACGCCCCUUUCUCUGAGGAGCGGGAACUUCCUGCUCUCCUUUGUGAAAUCAGAGAGAAACUCUGCCAAGAUCCCACUCUCAUGGAAGCCGUGAAGAACAACGUGCCAUCUCCCACCCGCUUUCCUCUCUUCUUCCAAGCUUUCCCUCCUCCGUCAGAAGUCAUGGAAGUCACCACCAAAUGUGUUUCUGGUGUGGUGGAGUCUGAAGACUCCAACGUACUGAUGACGAAGGUCAAGCGAGAAGGAGUCACACUGAACAGUGCUCUUGUUGCAGUGAUUAAUGUAGCUCUUAUGGAACUGGUCAGUGAAAGGGGACUUUUACCCGACAGUUAUGAAGUUGCGUCUAUAAUAACAACAACAUUGAGACGGUAUAAGAAACCCUCACCUACCUUCAUCUUUGGCCCAUGCACCGGGCACAUGUCAUACUUAUCAACAGUGGACAAAGGCGUCAGAAGCAGGUUUUGGAAGUACUGUAAAUCUGUGAAUGAAGAGUUACGCAACCGCUUCCAGCAAGGGGCGCCUCUGCGGGAGAGAGCUUUGCAAAGUUUGCUGAGCUAUGGUCAAGAACCACAUGACUAUACAAUUAGAGUGAUGCCGCCCCUACAUGACUACACCAUCAAUAACCUAGGUGAUUUUUCGUCGGUCUUUUCAGCUCAAGAGAAGAACGUCGUCAAAUUAACGAGUUUGACAUCGAAUAACAUGAUUCAUAACACCUUCCAUACCACCUUUCAUGAAAUUUUGAGUUUUGGCGGUUGUCAUUAUUACACACUCAGCUAUGGAACAAAUUAUGUCAGCGAUGAUACAGCCAAACUGUUUCUUGGAAGAAUAUUUUCCGUCUUGAGAGAAGUCAUCCGCUUGCCUUAGUGACAUGAGAUGCUUUGUGCUUUCCGAAAUGAAGUACUUUUACUUUACCUUAGGGAGGGCGUAUUGUCUCAGGACACCUGCUGAAAUAUUCUCAAGACUAUAUUGUCUGAAUAUUCGUGAUGCAUUUCAUAGCAUAAGUGACUACAUUUCGUGAUGAAAUAAUUUUGUUUGUACCUCAUCUCUCUCUACACCAUUUGUGUAAAAUAUCAUCUUACAUUCUGGAUCUGUAGUGGAAUGAUAUAAAUAACUUAGUGAUUAGUGAAAUGUAAAUGAAGGCGAUGAUAACCUAAAGGGAAUGAAAACUUAAAAACCAUAUAUAUACACACAUACAAACACACACACAC